UUUUUACAAUCCAAGUUUAUUUUUUAUAAUUACAACUUUGUUUCUCAAUUUCACCUUCCAACUUUUUUUUCGAAUCCAACCUUCCUUGUUUUUACAAUCCAGCCUUUUACAAUCCAACCUUAUUUUUACAAUCCUAAUGUUUUACAAUCCAUUAUUUUUACACUCCAACUUUUAUUUUACAAAAUCCAUUUUACAACCCCAACCUUGUUUUUACAAUCUAACAUUUUUACAAUUUAUCCCUUUUAAUAAUCCGAACUUUUCUAAAAUCCCAACAUUGUUUCUAAAAUCCAACUUUGUUUUUCUAUUCCAACCUUGUUUUUACAAUCCAACCUUUUUUUACAAUUUUUACAAUCCAACUCUUAAAACUUUAAAAAUUUCAGUUAAAAAAUAA
This is a messenger RNA of Meloidogyne enterolobii, 391 nucleotides long. The record is from the annotation of a GenBank genome assembly. NCBI's taxonomy places the organism in Eukaryota, Metazoa, Nematoda, Chromadorea, Rhabditida, Meloidogynidae.